Molecule: messenger RNA, 2726 nt
Organism: Centruroides sculpturatus (bark scorpion)
Lineage: Eukaryota; Metazoa; Arthropoda; Arachnida; Scorpiones; Buthidae
Product: tigger transposable element-derived protein 1-like
Exons: 4
Coding region: 22-1740 (572 amino acids)
Cellular component (GO): nucleus
Molecular function (GO): DNA binding
Source: RefSeq, a predicted model, not a curated record
UAUUCAAGUGUUGUGCAAACCAUGGCUUCUAAAAAAAACAGAAAGGUGAUUUCAAUUGAAACAAAGCAAGAAAUCAUCAGAAGGAGUGAAAGUGGGGUAAAACAGUGUGACCUUGUCAAACAGUUUGGUCUCAGCAAGACCACCAUCAACACCAUUUUAAGUAAGAAAGAUGCCAUCAAGUCAGCCAGGGUUGCCAAGGGAGUCUCCAAGAUCUUCCAUGUAAAGCGUAGGUCUUCACUCCAUGACGAAAUGGAAAGGCUGUUGAUGGUUUGGAUCAAUGACAGGCAGGUGAGAGUUGAUAGCUCUACCCAAGAAGUUAUCUGUCAAAAAGCCAAACUCAUCUAUGAUAUGUUGAAGAAAAACACUCCUGAAACAAGCAGCAGCAGUGGCAAUGAAGAAGAGGAGUUUAAAGCCAGCAGGGGGUGGUUUUUUAGGUUCAAGAAAAGGUGUGGAAUCCACAGUGUCAUCAUGUAUGGUGAGGAUGGCAGUAAUGACAAGGAAGAAGCAGAGAAGUUCUCUGUUGAUUUUCAACAAUUUCUCAAGAAUGAAGGAUACUGCCCGCAACAAGUUUUUAAUGCUAACGAAACUGGUCUUUUCUGGAAGAUGCCCAACAGGACCUUCAUUACCAAGGAGGAAAAGACUUUGCCUGGACACAAGCCCAUGAAGGACAGGCUGACACUCCUGUUUGCAGCCAAUGCCAGCGGAGACCUGAAGAUCAAACCCCUGUUGGUUUACCAUUCUGAAAAUCCCAGGAUUUUCAAGAAGAACUGCAUUGUCAAAUCCAACCUGCCUGUCCAUUGGAAGUCUAACCAACAAGCCUGGGUGACCCAGGUUGUCUUCAAGGAAUGGAUCCUGGAAACCUUUGCUCCUGCUGUAAAGAAAUACCUGCUGGACAAAGAGCUGCCGCUCAAAGCCCUGCUGAUACUGGACAAUGCCCCUGGUCAUCCAAAAGACCUGGAGGAGAUCCUGGAAGAAAGCUAUCCUUUCAUCAAGGUGCAAUAUCUGCCAGAAAACACCACUGCCAUCCUUCAGCCAAUGGAUCAGCAAGUCAUUGCCAACUUCAAAAAACUGUACACCAGAGCUCUCUUCAGGAUGGUGUUUGAAGAAUGUCAGCUUUAUGGAGACAUGACUGUCCGAAAGUUCUGGAAAGAAAAAUUUGAUGUUCUUGUGGCAAUCAGACUCAUCCAGAAGGCCUGGGGAGAAGUCAAGCAGAAGACCCUCAAUUCAGCCUGGAAGAGGCUUGUUCCUGAAUGGAUCCAGGAAGAACCAGCUGAGGAUACAGAAGUGGUGCAGGAGAUCAUCUCGACGGCCCGAGAGUUGGAAUUAGAGAUGGAGGUGGAGGAUGUGGAGGAGCUCAUUGAAGAACACCAAGAAGAGCUGACAACUGAAGAGCUCCAAGCACUUAUGGCCCAGGAACAUGAAGCUCAAAGGGAAGCUUCAUCUGACGAGGAGGAGGAGCAAUUCAAUCAACCAAUUUCAACUGCUGCCAUUAAGGACUUCCUUGUCAAAUGGGGAGAGGUUCAGGAGUUUACCAGCGUUCACUAUCCAAAUACAGCUGAGGCCAACAGGAUCAAUGAUCUCUACAAUGACACCCUUGCCCGUCAUUUCCGAAAGGUGUUGAAGAAGAGAGAGAAACAGACCACCUUGGACAAGUUUUUCAAGAAGCCAGUUGCCAAAAAACAAAGGAUGGAACAAGAGGAGUUGAUCCUGCAAGCUCCUCUUGUUCUGUAUAUGAAUUAGAAUUUCAUAUACAGCCAACAAUUGCACAAAUUCUUUGUGGAGCACGUAGUAUAAUUUGAGACCAUUUUUCUUAUAAGUCGAAUAUAUCAUCGGAAAUUAUGGCACGAACAUUAAUAAGCUAUUACAACAGCUUAUACUAUAAAGACAUUUGCUAUUAACUUUUUAAAAGUUAAAAGUAAAGAAAAUAAGUACAAUAUAGAGUAUACUGUACAUCUGUGCAAUCAACUAUAUAUUAUACUGUCCUAAUUAGGAUAGUCCCUCCUUCCAAAGACUUUUCUACAAUUACAACACAAUUUGGUUUUCCAUUAAGAACUUCAAAUUGAUUGCCCCGAAAAGGGUCUUUUGCAUACAGAGCUGCAAGCACAACUUUCCUGAAACUAGUAAUCUGGGAUGUAAAGAUUCACAUUGGCAACGAGAAAGUGGUGCAAUCAAACUCCCAUGUCUGGAUAUUUGGCUUUAAAAACAUGUUUACAGCAGGGAACAUUUACGUGCACUUCCCACCCAUGUGUUGGUGUGUGGAUCAACUGGUUACAACUGGAUCAACUGGUCUGGGAUCAACAAAGUUACACCUGUGAUUAACCGUCGAGUGAUGAAAGCUUUCAGUUUGAAGACAAUGCGCCUUCUGGCAAUCACUGAUAACUUUCGUCCCAGAAAGCAUCCACUCCUUCCGGACAGCAAGUAAUGUGUGGCUACAUUGGUACCAGAAACGUGCUUCAAUACUCUCUCUCGAUAUCCCAAGAUCCACUAACCUUCGAUGAUUCUCCCUUUAUUGAACUUUGCUGUCUGUUAAUAAAUACAGUUAUUUGCUUAAGUUUAUAUACAUAUCUGCAUGCUUAAAUGUGUGUUUAUAUGCAACAAAUUACAGAAAAAGGGGUUUAGGCAAGCAGGGAUGUCAGUGUCAAGCUUGCAGCUUUGUGGUUCAUAAAAGGUGUCAUGAAUUGGUCAAGUUUACUUGUUCUGGAGUUGACAAAGGGGAUGUCAGGACG